Molecule: messenger RNA, 396 nt
Organism: Endocarpon pusillum Z07020
Lineage: Eukaryota; Fungi; Ascomycota; Eurotiomycetes; Verrucariales; Verrucariaceae
Exons: 2
Coding region: 1-396 (131 amino acids)
Source: RefSeq, a predicted model, not a curated record
AUGCAUCACGCCCUAAUCCGCACGCACCAUAUCACGUCGCGCAAGAAAAUAGCUGCGUUGAAAGCGGCUGCGAAGAAACAUGGUUGUUUCGCGCUGCUGCGGAGUGGAGGCACGCCAGGGAUUAUGUAUGUCCAGGGUGAGGAGGAGGGGGUUCGCGAGUGGGUCGGGGUUGUGCAUGGUCUUCAUUACAAGGACUAUCACCUAGUCGCUGCUCCAGCGGCCAUCAAACCCACGCCAGCUAAAUCAGGUCCACAAAGCACACCAUCAUCGUCGGCCAAGGACGCAGACAAUACCUGGUCUUUCGAAGAAAUCGACACGGUCAAAGAAUUCGGCAAGCACAUGGAAGAAAAGGGCGUACUGGAGUGGUGGAGGAAAGCUAUGGAUUUCACGAGCUGA